This is a messenger RNA of Plasmodium relictum, 3078 nucleotides long. The record is from the annotation of a RefSeq genome assembly. NCBI's taxonomy places the organism in Eukaryota, Apicomplexa, Aconoidasida, Haemosporida, Plasmodiidae.
AUGAUUUAUUUAUUAUAUCCUAAUAUAAAAAAAAAUAAUUAUAUAAUAUCUAAUAUUUAUUAUUUAUUUAUAUUAGAAAUAUUAUAUAAUUUAAAAUAUUAUAUAAUAUUAUUAAAUAAUAAAUAUAUAAAAAAAGAAUUAUUUACUAUAUUAUAUUUUAAUAUAUUAGUUUUAAUAACUAAUAUAAAUAUAAAUUCUAUAGAUACUAUUCAAAAUAUUAAUAAUUUAUUAAAAAUAAUUUUAAAAUUAAAGUUAAAUUUUAAAUAUUUAAAUAGAAAAAUAAAAAUAAAUAUAAUAUUAUUUAUAUUACCAUUAAUUUUUGAUAAUAAUAUUAUUUUAAAUGGAUUAUAUAAAACAUGUAUUCAAUUAUUUAAAAAAAAUAAUAAAAUUUUUAUUAUUAAAUUUAAAAAAAAUAAUAAAUAUAUUUUUUAUAUAUAUGUAUAUAUACAUAUUAAUUUUAAAAUAAUUUUAGAAUAUAAAAAUAAUAUUGAAAUUUAUUGUUAUUUUAAUAAUUUUAAAUUUAAUUUUAUUAUUUUAUUAUUAUAUUUAAAUAAUAAUAAUUUUUAUAAAAAAAUAUUUUCAUUAGUAAAAAAUUAUUUUAUUUUUAAAAAAUUAAUAAUAUAUAAUUAUUUAAAAUUAAAUUAUAAUAAUUAUUUAUUAAUAAAAAAUAUUAUAUAUUUAAAAUUAUAUAUAAUAAAAAAUAAUAAUAUAUAUUAUAAUAAAAUAUUUAUAAAUAUAUUGAAAAUUUUGUUUUCUAUUAAAUUAAAUUUUAAAUAUUAUAUAAAUUAUUAUAUUAAUAAUAUAUAUUAUAAAAAAUUUUAUUCUAUAAUAGAUUUUAUAUCAAUACAAAGUAAAAAAUAUAUAAAUAUUUUAAAAAAUCAAUUAUUAAAUUUUAAGCAAAAUUUAGAUUUUAAAUUAUUAUUAAAUAAUAAAAAAUAUAUAAAUAUUAUUUUAGAAAAUAUCAAUAUAAAUCCUUUAAUUCAAUAUUCAGAUCAAAUAAAUAAUUUAUCUGAAAUAAAUCAAAAAUUUAAAAUAAAUAUGAUUACAACAGGUUUAAAUUCUAAAUUUAUUUUAAAUAAUGAUUUAAGAGAAUUACCUAGAAAUAUAUUGGGAUAUAUAAGUUUAAUUAAUACUAAUGAAGGUAUAACUUGUGGAUUGAUUAAUUAUUUAACUAUAAAUGUAUUUUUAAAUUUUAAAAAUAAAUUUUUAACAUAUUAUAAAUAUAUAUUUUAUAAUAAAUAUAAUUAUAAAAUUAUAUUUAAUAUAUAUAAUAAAAAUUUUUAUAAUAUAUGUUUUAAUAAUAUAUAUUUAAAAAAAAAUGAAAAUUUUAAUAAAACAAUUAUUUUAACGAUAAAUAAAAAUACUUUUAAAAUUAAUAAUAUUACAAAAAAUUCUAUAUAUAUUCCUUUUAAUUUUUUAUUAUCUUUUAUAGAAAAUUUAAUUCCUUUUAUACAUUAUAAUGAUUCUACAAGAAAUUUAAUGAGUAUUAAAAUGCAUACUCAAAUAGUACCUAUUUUAUAUCCAAAUUUAAGUAAUAUUAUAACUACUUAUAAUUUUAUUGUAAAUAAAUAUUUAAAUUAUUUAAUUAUUUCUUAUCAAGAAGGAAUAAUUUUGUAUGUUUCUUAUAUAAAAAUAAUUAUAAGAGACAUAUAUAAUAGAAAUAUAAUUUAUUAUUUAAAUAAUUAUAGAAAAUGUAAUCAAAAUAUAUUAUUAAUGUAUAAACCUAUAGUAUGGGUUGGUGAAAAAGUAAAUAUUGGUCAAAUAUUAGCUGUUAAUUCUAAUUUAUUAUAUAGUGAAUAUAGUUUAGGUAAUAAUUUAUUAGUAGGUUAUGGUUCUUAUUUAGGUUAUGAAUAUGAAGAUGCUAUUAUUAUUAAUAAUAAAGUAAUAUAUAAUAAUUUAUAUACUUCAUUACAUUUUAAUAUUUAUGAAAUAUCAUUAAAUAUAAUAAAUAAUAUACCAGAAAUUUGUAGUAUAAAUUUAUCUAAAAUGUAUUAUAAAAAUAAAAAAAAUUUAGAUAAAUAUGGAAUAAUCAAAGAAGGUAUUUUUAUAUUAAAUAAUAAUAUUUUAGUUUCAAAAUUAAUUUUAAUGCCUUUUAUUUUUAAUAAUAAAAAUUUAAUAAAUAUUAUAAAUUUCUUAUUUGGUAAUAAAUUAAGAAUUUUUAAAAAUAAACCUAUAAUAUCUAAUAUAUAUGAUAUUGGUAGAAUUAUAAAAAUAGAAAUAAUACCAAAUUAUUUAUUUAAUAAAUUAAAAAAUAAUAAUUGUUAUUUAAAAAUAAGAAUUUAUAUAGGAAUACAAAAAUAUUUAAAAUUAGGAGAUAAAAUUUGUAAUAGACAUGGUCAUAAAGGAAUAAUUUCUUAUAUAAAUGAAAUUAAUGAUAUGCCUUAUUUAAAUAAUAAAAUUCAACCUGAUUUAUUUAUAAGUUCUAUAAGUAUUCCAUCUAGAAUUAAUAUAGGUCAAAUUUUUGAAGGUAUUUAUGGAUUAAAUAGUAUAUAUACUAAUUAUAGAUAUAUAAUUUCUAAUAAUUUAAAUAAAAAUUAUUAUAAUAAUUAUAUUAAUAUUUUCAAUUAUUAUAAAUAUAAUUUUAAUAAUAAUUAUAAUUUUAUGAAAAUGUCUUAUAAUUAUAAUAAAUAUUAUUUAAAAAAUCCUUUUACAGGUCAUAUAAUAAAUAAUAGUAUUUGUUUAAAUAAUAUUUAUUAUUAUAAAUUAAUUCAUAUGAUAAAAGAUAAAUUUAGAUAUAGAUUUAUAGGUUUAUAUUCAGAAAUUACUCAACAACCUAUAAAAGGUAAUACUAAACAAGGAGGACAGAGAUUUGGUGAAAUGGAAGUAUGGGCUUUAGAAGCUUUUGGAUCUUCAUUUUUAUUUAAAGAAUUUUUUACAUAUAAAUCAGAUGAUAUAAAAAGUAGAAAAAUAUUAAAAAAUUAUUUAUUUAAUAAUAAUAAAAUAAAAUUAACUUAUAUAUCAGAAACCUUUAAAUUAAUAUUAAAAGAAUUACAAAGUUUAGCUAUUAAUAUAGAAACAUUUUGUACAAUUAAUAUUAAUAAUAAAAUAAAAAAUUUACCUAUAAAUAUAAUUUAUUAA